Molecule: messenger RNA, 822 nt
Organism: Teleopsis dalmanni
Lineage: Eukaryota; Metazoa; Arthropoda; Insecta; Diptera; Diopsidae
Product: putative gustatory receptor 39b
Exons: 3
Coding region: 1-822 (273 amino acids)
Biological process (GO): sensory perception of taste
Cellular component (GO): membrane
Source: RefSeq, a predicted model, not a curated record
AUGAUAAGUAGCAGCUAUUGGUCCUUGUUUCGACGUAAACAUCAGAGAAUAAAAUAUUUAAUUUUCAUCAUAACGGUUGGAGUGGGAAUUAUUAUUGCAUCGCUGGUCAUAUGUCUACAGAACUACACAGCUUACUUUUUGUAUUCUAUACCGUCUCUAUUGGUAUUACGUGGUCGUUUCCUGCAAAUUAUGGUAUAUAUAGACCAUAUUGUGAUGUAUAUGGAAAUGUUGAAUUUAAAAUUGAAGUCUGUUGUAAACUGUAAAAUACGGAAAGAGCACAUACACUUGGAUUUAAAUUAUGAUGCAAUUGAGUCCUUGGAAUAUCUGUUACAAUUAAAAAAUAUUUACAAUGAAAUCUAUGAGUUGGUGAUACAUUUUAAUGAGUUUUGUGGUUGGUCGAUGUUUAGCUUAUUCACAAUUAAUUUUGUUGAUAUCAUUGUAAAUGUGUAUUGGAUUUUUAUGACCAUUGUUGAUCUCUAUCCAUUCUCAAUGAUAUAUUUUACUACGUCACUUGUAAUGCCACUUAUUGUCAUUGUUGUUAUGAUCUGCUAUAGCGGGGAAUAUUGUAAAAGGGAACAUCUUAAUACAAUGAAAUUUGUUCAACGACUUUUAUGUACGUCUUGUUAUGAUAACACCACAAAAGCUUAUAAUAAUUUAGUGGCUGAGUUCUGUACCCAAAUCAAGCAGGAUCCUUUGCUCAUAACGCCAAAGGAAUUUUUUACUAUUGAUUUACAAUUGCUGAUGCAGAUCUUUGCUGCGGUUGUUUCGUAUGUGGUGAUUUUAAUGCAAUUCCAGACAUUAAAAAAUGAAGCCCAAAACUAA